Messenger RNA from Populus nigra (black poplar), 2993 nucleotides. RefSeq names its product disease resistance RPP13-like protein 4. The record is from RefSeq and is a predicted model, not a curated record. Bases 199 to 2754 code for a protein of 851 amino acids. Gene Ontology annotation, molecular function: ADP binding. Lineage: Eukaryota; Viridiplantae; Streptophyta; Magnoliopsida; Malpighiales; Salicaceae. Gene Ontology annotation, biological process: defense response to other organism. The transcript is spliced from 3 exons.
CAUCUAUACCUCAGCCCAGCAAUGUUGACCCCAAAAUUAUUCUAAUCUCCAAUGCUUGGACUAUGGUAUGGCUUCUCUCAGUAGUUCUUUACAGUUCUUUGGUCACAGCUAAACGAACUCCGCCACUUGCAGCAAGGAUUUAAAUUUCCGCCCUGAAUAUUCAAGAUCUAUAAGCAGCCAUCGGUAAAAUACAAGAAGAUGGCAGUAGUAGUAGAUGCUAUGCUUGAAAGCCUGACACAACAAGUGUUCACAGCUCUGCGAGAACAUGCUAGAUUUGCACUUGACUUCAAAGAUCAGUUUGAAUUGAUGAAGACCAGGCUAGACCUUACAAAGGCCCUGCUUGCUGACACAGAGAACCUCAAGGAAAAGAAGAAAGUUGUCAAGGCCAUUUUGAUUAGCUUGAGAGACCUAAUUUACGAAGCUGACAACAUAAUGACAGAUUGCCUUGUUAGAGAUGAAUAUCAGAAAGAAGCAUCCUGCACCAGUUUGACACUUAAGAAGCCACUGUUCUGGUAUCAAACAGGCAAGAAGUUGAAGGUCGUUAAUGCAAAACUGGGGGAGAUGGAGAAGUCACUAGGCGAGCAUUUAAAAUACCAGGACCAGAGCGACCAUGGAGAUAACACAGCCCAGAGUAUGAAAUACACAGCACAGGACUAUGUUCCGUCUGAGAUAAUUGGACUAGAAGAGGAUCUGAAAAGGUUAAAAGGCUGGAUUGGUGACACAAAAGAAGAACUUCUCCUAGUCGGCAUCGUCGGGAUGGGAGGCUUGGGUAAAACCACCUUUGCCCAGAAAAUUUUUAAUGAUCAACAUGUAGCUGGUCGUUAUGAUAACAUGAUUUGGGUGUCGGUUUCUCAAGUUUCAAGUGACAUGAGGAUCAUGAGGAGCAUGCUGGAACAAUUAGAAUCGCAUUGCUCUGUGUCUGAUGAAGCUCAAAUGUUGCACAAACUCAAUGAACUACUUAAAGGCAAGACAUGCCUCAUUGUUAUGGAUGAUGUAUGGAAGAUUAAUCUAGGAUGGUGGAAUCAAUUUUUCUCAGGGUUGCAGAGUGCAGUUGGAGUAAGCAGCUGCAUCAUAAUCACAACUCGAAACGAAGAAGUCUUAACUAGCAUGGGAGUUGACAAGUCACGGGUUCAUCGGCCAAAAUUGCUAACAGCCAAUGAUAGCUGGUUGCUGUUCAGCAAAUCUGCGUUUUCCAGGUGCAGGGAUAGAAAAUGCCCAGAUGCUCAAUUCGAAAGAGUUGGUAAAGAACUCUUGGAGAAAUGCGGGGGACUUCCACUGGCAAUCAAGGCAGUAGCAGCACUUUUGGCUCCAAGAUCAAAUUCAGUUCUCCAAUGGAAUGAAAUCAAUGAAAAUUUUCAUGAACUGACUGCCGGAAGAAAUUUUAACUCAGUGAUGGCGUCUCUUCAACUGAGCUAUGAUGAACUUCCAAUACAUUUAAAACAAUGUCUAUUGUGUUUCUCCGUUUAUCCUGAAGACUCCGAGAUACAAGCAGAGCAACUGAUCCAUUGGUGGGUUGCAGAGGGGCUAAUCCAGGGCAAGGGCUCGAAAACCGCAAAAGAAUUGGGUUUUCGUUACCUCUCUGAACUAGUCACUAGGUGCUUGGUUGAAGCUGUGAAUAGACGAGGAUAUGAUGGAAGAGUCUACUGUUGCAAGAUGCAUGACAUGGUGAGGGAACUGACCACUAGAAUAGCAGAGGAGGAGUCAUUUGGCAAAUUUGAUGAACAGGGCAAGCAGGAAAUAACUGCAAAUUCUCGUUGGUUGGGUUUUACAAGUGAAAUGAACCCAGAACCAUUGAAGAGAAGUUCAAAGCUCAGAGCCUUGCUGAUAAUGUCAACUGAUGAUCAAGUUGUGUUUGGUAGGCAUUUUGGGUUGCUUGGUUCUCUCAGAGUGUUGGAUUUCUCCCUGACUAAGUUGGAGAAGAUUUCUACAGAGGAACUCGUGGAAUGGAUUUCCUCUCUUAAACGCUUGGCAUAUUUGAAUCUAAGUGGUAUUGUAGGCCUUAAAGAAGUACCAUAUUCGUUCAGAAAGCUCCGCAACCUUCAGUUUUUGGUUUUUGCUGGACGCAAUGACCUAGGCAAAAUAGAUCAAAUCACUUCUUUGAAAAAGUUGGUGGUCUUGGAUUUAGGAUCUUGUUUCCAUUACCUACCUUCAGGAAUAGAAAGGCUCUCCUAUCUUCAAGAACUGUCUGGAUUCAAAGUGGCAUCCAAUAGCAGAUCAGCAGCAAGUUGCAAGUUUUGUGAUCUUGAAAAACUUGUCCACCUAAGAGUGCUGAGAAUGAGUAUCGGCAAGGACAGUGAAAUUACAGAAAAUGAAAGGGAGGUACUCUUGAAGCUCAAGAAGCUUAAGGUACUAGCCAUUGAUGCCCAAGAUUGUGAAGACAACAUUAUCUCUACGAUGCUUAACAUCCUUUCACCUCCUCCAAGUCUCCAAGAGUUGUAUCUCAGGCGUUAUCACCAAGGUACUCUUCCUACAUGGAUCAAUCCUGAGAGGCUUUCUAAAUUGCAAUACAUUUGUAUUGAGAACGGAGAAAUCAUUGACUUCCAAACAAGUCCUCUGUCUGUGGAUGGAAGAGAUUUUCCUUGGAACAUUGAAGGUCUAUGUUUUAAGGUCCUGCGAAAUUUAAAGCUGGACUGGAAAAACGUGGAAAAGGAUAUGCCUUCGUUACAAUAUGCAGAGGUUAGUGGUUGUCUGAAUUUGAUAAAUUUUCCACAUCCUCUCGACAAGCUGGCUACAUGGAGGAAGAGUGAAGAUUGAAGAUUGAAGAGUUGGGAAUAGGAAAAAAAAACAAAGGAUCAUCUUCUCUACAAAGCUUUUGAGGAUGUGGAAAAUGCACCGGUGUGGCAAGAACUCUGUGUGCUGGCUUGUUUGUUUGUUUAUUCAGUUUGGUUGUGAUAUGUAUUCAGCAUCAUAAAGACUAAGUGUUUGUUUUAAGAAAAUCCUGUGUUUUGUUGUAGAAUUUCAAUAACAUCAUAAUGGAAUGAGUAUUUUUAUUA